Molecule: messenger RNA, 978 nt
Organism: Paramuricea clavata
Lineage: Eukaryota; Metazoa; Cnidaria; Anthozoa; Malacalcyonacea; Plexauridae
Source: the annotation of a GenBank genome assembly
AUGGCAAAAGCAGAUGUGAAUGUAAGAGAAUUGCAGGGAUAUUAUAUUAAGAUUGAAGAUGAAGCUGGCAUGUAUAGGCCACUAAUAACUGAAAUAACUGAAUGGCCAGAACUUCAUUUUGACAGUGACACUGACACCCCAUUCUGUUAUCCAAAAGUCAAGAGAACGCCAUUUUCUACCAAACAGUGGAGAAAAAGAAAGCUAUGUGAACUGUGUAACAAAUAUUAUAGUGUUGUUGAACAUCAUGUGAAUGGACCUGAGCAUCAAGCUAAUGCAAGAAAUGACAAGUUGUUUGCACGCAUUGACGCAUUGAUAGCUGCAGGACCAACAAAUUAAUGAUUCAUAGGUUAAUUUAAUGCAGUACUAUGUAAUUAUAUUUACUUUGUCUGCAGGGUCAUCCAAGAAAUGUAAACAAGAUAAAGUUUUGGAGAUCAUAGAGAUUGAAUGUUGUCCACGUGCUUGUUUAAAAUGUCUGUCUUAUAAAGAUAUCAGUGAAGUUAGAAAUAAAUUUAGCGCACUUGCCACCACUGUACUUGAAAGGAAUUAUAUUCUUAGCUACCUCAAGGAUAAUACGUCGAGUACAUCAAAACAAAUCCGCUCAGGGACAACCACAACUGUGUUUCAAGUCAGAGGACAACCAGUUUGCAAAGAGGCUUGGAUUCUCAUCCACGGAAUCAAUCGAAGAAGAUUCGAUCGAAUUAAUCACGACUUUAAAACUGGUUCAGAACUGUAUGUACAUGGCAAUUCUGGUCUAAAGCGACCAACAGCAAAGACAUCAGAAUGCACAGCAUGGUUGAACUUUCUUGUCAAUGCAAUUGGUGACCAACAGCCAGACAGUGGAAAAGUGCACUUGCCGUCUUGCUUUACAAAACUAGCGUUGUACAAGAAAAUGUGUGAAGAAUUUGACUCAGAUGACAAUGUGAGUCGGUCGCAGUUCUACAGCAUAUAUAAUGGUUCAGUCACGUUUCAAUUCCAAAG